Colletotrichum chrysophilum is the source of this 642-nucleotide messenger RNA. RefSeq lists its product as uncharacterized. The record is from RefSeq and is a predicted model, not a curated record. The coding region runs from base 1 to 642 and encodes 213 amino acids. The transcript has 2 exons. Lineage: Eukaryota; Fungi; Ascomycota; Sordariomycetes; Glomerellales; Glomerellaceae. Gene Ontology annotation, molecular function: dioxygenase activity.
AUGGCCGCCUUCUUCGCCGGCUGCGACGAGUUGGCCAAGACUCUGUUGGAAGCACUGGCUGUCGGUUUGGGUAUGCCCAGAGACUUCCUGUCCAAGGCCCACACCGGUGAAAGUUGUCGCAUGCGACUCAUCAACUAUCCCCCGGUGUCCCAGCUCUCGUUCCCUGAAUCCGCGCCGCCGCCAGCGUCGCCGAAGCCUGAUGACAUCCGCGCGGGGGCGCACUCUGACUACGGCUCGCUUACGCUGCUCUUCCGCCAGGCGUCCGACCAAGGGGGGUUGCAGGUGCAACGGCACAGCGCAUGGACAGAUGUGCCGUGCCUUCCCGACGCUAUUGUGGUUAACAUCGGGGAUGCGCUCGAGUUCUGGACUGCGGGGAGGUUGCGGUCGACGGUGCAUCGGGUGGCGUUUCCGAGGUCUGCGAGUGAGAAUGUGGGCCGGCUGAGUAUACCUGUUUUCAUACAGCCUGACCGCCAUGUGCUGUUGGAACCGAUCAAGGGUAAGGGACAGCCAGUCACGGAUGAGAGCGUCAUCGACCCGGAGUUCUUGGAUGUUCUGAAGAGAAAAGGGUACGAGAGCGCCAAGCCCGUCACGAGCUGGGAACAUCUCGAGAGGAGGAUAAGGGCGACAUACGGAAAGACAUGA